AUGAAGCUCCUGCUGGUCGUGACUCUCACUACCGAGGAAGCACGGGACAAUAUCUUUGGAAGGCUAUUCAGGUUUGUGGCCUCAGCAGCUGCUCCACUGUACUUCGAGGAAGUUAAAGUAGACCAGUAUCUUCUACAAGACGGAGGGGUCAUUGCAAACAAUCCAACUGCUAUUGGCGUUCAUGAAGCGAAACUUCUUUGGCCUGAGGAACGGCUACAUUGUGUUGUGUCUAUUGGAAAUGGCCGAUCGGUGUGUGAUCUUGAACAAGAACAGUCAAUGACACCGUCUGCACUGAGCUCGCUGCAGAAAUUCAACCGUAUCGUUGAUAGCGCUACAAAUACGGAAGUUGUUCAUAUGUGUAUGCAUGAUUUGUUGGACCAGAAUGUUUACUUCAGAUUGAAUCCAUACAUGUCAUUCCCUUAUGGGCUUGAUGAGAUCGAUCCAAAAAAACUUGAUCAGAUGCAAAAGGAUGCGAAGUUGUAUGUUAGGCGAAACAUGUCGAAAAUUGAAGAUGCAGCGGCCAGACUGCUCCAGGUUGAUCAAUUAAAUAAACUUUCUUCUUCGAUUUUUUAUAAACCUUACAUAAUCUUUCUAUGA
Messenger RNA from Haemonchus placei, 597 nucleotides. The record is from the annotation of a GenBank genome assembly. Lineage: Eukaryota; Metazoa; Nematoda; Chromadorea; Rhabditida; Trichostrongylidae.